Messenger RNA from Daphnia carinata, 2349 nucleotides. RefSeq names its product E3 SUMO-protein ligase PIAS2-like (gene Su(var)2-10). Gene Ontology annotation, molecular function: zinc ion binding; SUMO ligase activity; transcription coregulator activity. The coding region runs from base 172 to 2196 and encodes 674 amino acids. Gene Ontology annotation, biological process: regulation of transcription by RNA polymerase II; protein sumoylation. The transcript has 5 exons. The record is from RefSeq and is a predicted model, not a curated record. NCBI's taxonomy places the organism in Eukaryota, Metazoa, Arthropoda, Branchiopoda, Diplostraca, Daphniidae.
CCAAGCAGACAUUUCUUUCUAUAAGAAUAUAUAUAGUACCGGACGGGUUGUGCGUGUGUGUUAAGUGUUCAGUCAGUAAAGUGUUUUGAAACUUAUUAGUUGUCGGAAAAUGAUAUAAGAUUUUGAAGUUUUUUUUAGCAUGUAACAGAGAUUAACAAUUUUAGCAUCAAAAUGUCAGAAACUGAAGUAUUAAAGAACAUGGUGAUGAGCUUUCGUGUCUCGGAAUUGACUAUGUUGCUGAGUUUUGCUGGACGUAGUCGAUCAGGUCGGAAAACAGAAUUGCAGAUGCGAGCUCUGGAAUUGAUCAAAUUACGAUCUUCACCUAUAAAUGCCAAAGUUCGCGAAUUAUAUCGGUCAAUUCAACAGCAAACAGUGGCAAUGGGACAGAGUGCUGCAGAAACCACACCACCUUACAUUGGUGCAUCAACCAGAUCAAGCUCAUCUCUCUCGCCAUCCAAAUCCAGUAAUUAUUCUGAAAUGGAGAGGGCUGCAAUCCAAGGAAGAAAUCCUUACAUCCAUACCAGUGGUCUGCCUUACUCAACAGGUUACACUUCUAAGCAAGCUGUGUCUGGCGGUGGUUCACAACCAUCAUUUCCGGUUCACCCUGAUGUCCGAUUGAAGAGAUUACCAUUCUUUGAUUCAAUAGCAGAACUUCUACGCCCUUCCAGCUUGGUCCCUACAGGGAAUUCUCGAUAUCACGACACAAAUUUUGUAUUUCAUCUCACACCUCAGCAAGCAACAGACAUAGCAAGUUCAAGAGAUGCCAGGCCUGGGUCCAAAAUAGACUAUUUGAAUCAAAUUCAAAUGAGGUUUUGUCUCUUGGAAACAUCAUGUGAGCAGGAUGACAACUUUCCAUCCAACCUCUCAGUCAAAGUAAACAGUAAACUAGUGACCUUGCCGAAUCCUAUCCCGACCAACAAACCGGGGGUAGAACCUAAACGGCCACCAAGACCUGUCAACAUAACUUCACUGUGCAGGCUUUCACCAACAGUGGCUAACCAGAUCAAUGUGACGUGGUCAUCGGACAUGGGCGGGAGAGGUUAUGUUAUGGCCAUCUAUGUUGUCCGGCGUCUUGCCUCCACUGAUCUUCUCCAGAGAUUGCGAACAAAAGGAGUACGUCCAGCAGAAUAUACUCGUGGCCUCAUCAAAGAUAAACUAGAAGACGCCGACACAGAAAUUGCCACCACAUCUCUUAAAGUGUCGCUCGUGUGUCCUUUGGGGAAAAUGCGAAUGCAGUUGCCUUGCCGAGCAACAUCUUGUUCACAUCUACAAUGUUUCGAUGCCUCGCUUUUUCUGCAAAUGAACGAACGAAAGCCAACUUGGGUCUGUCCCGUCUGUGACAAAUCUAUUCUCUACGAUCAACUUGCGAUUGAUGGCUACUUUUCUGAUAUUCUGAAUUCACCUCUUCUUCCGGCUGAUAUUAUGGAAGUUCAACUGAACGUCGAUGGAACAUGGACCGUGCUGUCGGCUAAAAAAGAAACGAAAAAAAAUACAAGUGGAGAAAGUUCAGUUAACUUGGACGUCGUCGAGGAAUUGCCAACUAAUCCGACGAAUCCAAAGGUAGAGACUAUUGAUGAAACAGAAUUGGAAUUAGUUUGCGAAGGUCCUCCUCCCAAGAAGAAAGCCCCUAUGGUAGUAGACCUGACGCUUAGUAGCGACAGCGAAGAGGACAGUGACACUUUGAUGAGUAUCAAGGAGCGUAUGCUUAGUCGUCAGCGUAGCUCCGGCAGUCAGUCAAGUUGCCCUGGUGAUUCAGCCGACGAAAACGCAGCAGCUACGAAUGCACCUGUUAACCUCAGCAGCAACGUGAAUACAGUCACAGGGAGCAGUAACAGCAGUCUAAGUUCAUCAGCAUCGAAUAGCUCUGCGAGACCAGCUCAAAACUUUGAAUCUUCGUCAGGCGUUAACAGUCCACUUGCAUACAAUUAUAUGGCCGGGAGCAGUUAUGGAAGUCCGACUUACUUUUCCUACAGUUCAUCAACUACCAAUGGACAAAAUCUUUAUGCACCGUAUUCCAAUUUUGCCUAUUCCUACGGAGGUACGAAUGAGCUACAAAGCGUAUUAGGCGACGCGAUGAAUGGCCACACCUUGCCAACUGCAGCGACCCAACAUCAAUCCCCAAAUAAUUCGGUGCCACCUGUUAGAAAUAAUUAUAGACGAUCCCAAUCCCCACCAGAUGUAAUAUCUUUGGACUAGUUAGUUACGAUGGAGGUAAAAAUGUGUCGUCAGCUCGCCACAUUUACUCUUUUAUUCUGUAUUUUUUAAAAGUUUGUAUUCCAAAACCUAUGUAAAACUAAAAUCAUUUUUAUGACUGUUUAGUUAAUUUAAUACAACUUUUGUCAUUCUUAA